This is a messenger RNA of Cuscuta campestris, 1678 nucleotides long. Lineage: Eukaryota; Viridiplantae; Streptophyta; Magnoliopsida; Solanales; Convolvulaceae. The record is from the annotation of a GenBank genome assembly.
UAUCAGAGCUUGUUGUUGAGCAUCCUCUUGAGGCCAAACAACACACUUCCAUUUAUUUUCCCCUCUAUAAACUACUACUAUAUUACAUUUCCUUCUCCUUCAUACUAUCAUCAUGUCAAAUACUUCUAACAACCUCUCCAACGAAGAACUCCUAGCUUCCAAUGCCGCUCUCAAACCCCAAGUUGAGUACUUGGCAAAACAAGUUGCCCAACUCACUAAGCUCAAGAUGAGCAUGGUGAACACCUCGGAGGAAAGAGAUGAUGAUGAAGAAGUUGCUCUCGAAGCUAACUCUAGUAACACCACUAAAGGAGAGAAUCACGAACUAGGAGCUACUGAUUUCAAGGUUGACAUACCAACCUUUGAAGGAAAGAACGAUCUCGAUGACUUUCUAGAGUGGCUCGAAACUGUUGAGUGCGUCUUUGACUUCAAAGAUGUGCCCGAAGAGAAGAAAGUCAAGAUCGUGGCACUGAAGUUCCGAAAGUAUGCUUCCACUUGGUGGUCUAACUUAUUCAACCAAAGAAGGCGAGAGAAUAAGGCUCCCGUGAAGACCUGGCUCAAAAUGAGGAGCUUGUUGAAGAAGAAGUUCUUGCCCGAACAAUAUGUACGAGACAACUUUGCCCGGUUUCAACACCUAAGGCAAGGUCCCCUCUCGGUUGAAGAUUAUAAUCGGGAGUUUCAAGAACUCUUAAUGAGGCCAACUCCAAACUCGACGGGAUUCUUCUUGGAGAAGGACAUUUGCGGUUUCUCCUCCGCUUCAAUCAUCAUCUUUUCAUUCAAUAUCCAUGCAGAUCUGCGCCAACUCCACCAUCCAAUCUCCAAUUCUCUUUCCCUCCUCAUGCCUUGAUCAUGCGCUGCCCAAUCCAUCGUCCAUAUAUGAUAGAUGGAGGCCUUCGCUUCAAAAUGGUUUUACCAUAAAUUCUAGAGACCCAAUCCUAGAUUGUUAAGCCCCGAUCUGUUUAGGCUGAAAGCAUUUUGGGAAUGUUGGGAAUUUUCAGAUUGAAUGAGAUGCUCUGAUGCUAUCCAAUUUUGCAUUGGAGAGCCACUUCCAUAAUGCAAGGCAAGAGUUAAGCCAUGCACUAUAUAUCGGGUAACUAUUUCCAUUUAAAAUAUCAAAAGUAAUGGUACUUUUUAUUACACCCUUCGUUCAAUUUAAAUUGCGUGUUUCGGUUUAUUAUGUUUGACUAAAAUUAUUUUCAAUUUAUUUUAUAUGAAAUUCGGUAUGGAAUUUAAAAAUAGAAUUUAUAUGCUCCCUCCGUCCCAGUUUAUUUGUCCAAUUUGACUUUUUCAAGUCAAAUUGGACAAAAUUUGAGUUUCAAUUAAAUAAAUACCGUAAUGUAUUUUAACAUAAAAAUGACUUUAUUAGAUUUAUUGUAUUAAGAACUUUCAAAAUUGUAUUUAAUUAUGUUAAUAUGAAAUAUAGAUUGAGAGUAAUUGGAGUUCAAAGUUUGUCCAGUUUGACACGAAAAAGUCACACUGGACGGGACAGAGGUAGUAAAGUUCUAUAAAACAAAAGGUGGCACGAUAAUAUUAUUUUAUCAAAUGAGUUUCGAAAAUGAGUAAUGAAAAUUGUUAAAGUACGUAAUUUGUAAUAUGAGAUGUAGCGACAGAUGAAUUAUUUUGUAAUAUGACAUGUUAGAGUAAUUUGUGUUCGGUUUGUCAAUAAAAUGUAGCGACUCUC